CGCCUCCCGGCCUCGGAGCCGCCAGCCAGCCAGCCGCAGCCGCCGCCGCCGCCGGGGCCGGGCCCCUCGCGCUGCCCGGGAAGGAGGUCUCGGCGCGGAAGAUGGCCGGCGGCGUGGACGGCCCCAUCGGGAUCCCGUUUCCCGACCACAGCAGCGACAUCCUAAGCGGGCUGAAUGAGCAGCGGACGCAGGGCCUGCUGUGCGACGUGGUGAUCUUGGUAGAGGGCCGCGAGUUCCCCACGCACCGCUCCGUACUGGCGGCUUGCAGCCAGUACUUCAAGAAGCUGUUCACGUCCGGCGCCGUGGUGGACCAGCAGAACGUGUACGAGAUAGACUUCGUCAGCGCGGACGCGCUCACCGCCCUCAUGGACUUCGCCUACACCGCCACGCUCACCGUCAGCACGGCCAACGUGGGCGACAUCCUGAGCGCCGCGCGCCUGCUGGAGAUCCCCGCCGUGAGCCAUGUGUGCGCCGACUUGCUGGACCGCCAGAUCCUGGCCGCCGAUGGGGGCGGCGCCACGGGGCAGCUGGACCUGGUGGAGCAGAUUGACCAGCGCAACCUCCUGCGCGCCAAGGAGUACCUGGAGUUCUUCCAGAGCAACCCCAUGAACAGCCUGCCCCCCGCCGCCGCCGCCGCCGCCGGCACCUUCCCGUGGUCCGCCUUCAGCGCUCCGGAUGACGACCUGGACGCCACCAAGGAGGCUGUGGCGGCCGCCGUGGCAGCGGUGGCCGCAGGCGAUUGCAAUGGCCUGGACUUCUACGGGCCAGGGCCCCCUGCGGAGCGGCCCCCGGCCGGGGACGGGGACGAGGGGGACAGCAACCCGGGCCUGUGGCCGGAGCGGGACGAGGACGCCCCCGCGGCUGGCGGCCUCUUUCCACCCCCAGUGGCCCCGCCGGCGGCCACACAGAACGGCCACUAUGGCCGGGCCGGGGAAGAGGAGGUGACCUCCCUGUCGGAGGCGGCUCCCGAGCCCGGAGACUCCCCGGGCUUCCUGUCGGGCACCGCCGAGGGCGAGGAUGGGGACACGGCGGACGUGGAUGGGCUGGCGGCCAGCACCCUGCUGCAGCAGAUGAUGUCCUCCGUGGGCCGGGCGGGGGCCUUGGCGGCCGGGGACAGCGACGAGGAGUCGCGGGCGGACGACAAGGGCGUCAUGGACUACUACCUGAAGUACUUCAGCGGCGCCCACGAAGGCGACGUGUACCCGGCGUGGUCGCAGAAGGGGGAGAAGAAGAUCCGCGCCAAGGCCUUCCAGAAGUGCCCCAUCUGCGAGAAGGUGAUCCAGGGCGCCGGCAAGCUGCCGCGGCACAUCCGCACGCACACGGGCGAGAAGCCCUACGAGUGUAACAUCUGCAAGGUCCGAUUCACCAGGCAGGACAAGCUGAAGGUGCACAUGAGGAAGCACACGGGCGAGAAGCCGUACCUGUGCCAGCAGUGCGGGGCGGCCUUCGCCCACAACUACGACCUGAAGAACCACAUGCGCGUGCACACGGGCCUGCGGCCCUACCAGUGCGACAGCUGCUGCAAGACCUUCGUGCGCUCCGACCACCUGCACAGACACCUCAAGAAGGACGGCUGCAACGGGGUGCCCUCGCGCCGGGGCCGCAAGCCGCGCGUGCGCGCCCCGCCCGACGCCACCGCGGGGGCCGCCGCGCCCCCCGGGGCCCCCGACGCCCCGCGCAACGGCCAGGAGAAGCACUUUAAGGACGACGAGGAGGAGGACGAUGAGGCCACCAGCCCCGACGGCCCGGGCCGCCUGAAUGUAGCUGGAGCCGGCGGAGACGACGGUGCGGGGGGCCCCGGGGCGGCCGCCGCCCAGGCCCCCUUCACAGCCAGGCUCGCCUGAAACCAAAAAGAACAGAAACUCCGAGACCAAGAGGAGCCACCCCACCCCAGACACAAAGAAACCUAUCUACAUACAGAUAUCUAUCUAUCUAUCUAUCUAUCUAUAUAUAUAUAUACAGAUAUAUAUAUAUGACGUCACAGAACUAGGAUACUGCUUCUCAGAUUUGUCGCCUUCAUGAAGCCCCCUCCACAGGGCCCCCUCCUGCCCCCAUGUCCCCCGCCCUGUCCGCUGGGGGGGUCUGGGCUUGGCAUGGGGUCUUGUGGGGCGCCCACUGUGGGCAGGGGGCCUGAUCCGAGCCUGGUUCUCCAGCCCUGGGCUCCAGGCUGGAUUGGGGUGACAUGAGGGGGGGGGCCGGGGACAGGGCCAGCUCUCGUGCCCCUCCCCUCUGGGUUUCUGUGAGUCUUCAGACAAGACCUUAAAUGAUCUCUGUCUGCUCUGAGCGGACGCUAAAUGGUCCCUGGCCCCCCACCCUCCUUCCUCAGGGCACUUACUAAAGGGGGGGGUCUUACCCUCAGUCCUCCCCACUGGCCUCCCGCCUCCCGCCCCGCCUGUGACCUCGCACCUCUGCACCCCUCGGCCGCCGAGACACAAACCUAUUUAUUCCCAGGCCUGGGGACGGGGGCAGGCUUGGGGGCUGCAGGGGGUUCCAGGGUGGCCCGGGCUCCCGCCGCCUUCCUCCACGGCACUUAAACCUGGCGGGAGCCUGGGACCACCACUCAGGGCUCCCCUACCCCCAGCCACCCGAGACCCCACAUUUGGAGAUUGCAAAUGUCUGUCUUGACCCCGCCCCCCUGAGCCCCUCCCACUUUUUCAAGCACUUUUUAGAUUUUUUUUUUCCUCCUGAAAAACAAAAUUUAUAUAUAGAUAUAAUAUAUAUACACAUGCACACGUAUAUAUGGAUGUCUGUCCACGUGUGUGUAUAUGUGUGUGUGUAUAUAUAUAUAAUAUACUUAGAAGUGGCGGCAGGAUGGGGUGAAGACAGCCAAGAUGGGGGGCCAGGGUCUCAGAGGGCGGGGGGGGGGGCUAGCGAGGGGCGAGGGAGCUAGAGGGUCCGAAGUUCAAUGUCACAAAAGCAAUAAAAACCAAGAUUUUACAAAAUGGAAAGGAAGAAUGAGAAAACCAACCACAGGCAAGCAACCACAUUAGAAGUCUUGGCACUUUGUAACAGAACGGGUACUUUAUCUUAAUUCUUAAUUUAAAAACAUGUUUACAAGUUGUAUCCAACUUCUAUGAAAAAUUGAAAAGACAAAAAAAAAAAGCGAGAGAAAGAGAGAGAGAGAAAGCAGAAGAGAAUUCCUAAAAGUCAAUUUAUUUUUGUACAAAACAAUAAAAAAAAAAAACCCCACCGCAAACAUAGAAUCCAGUUUUGUUCCCCAAGGCUGACGGGGGUGGCCAGGCGGCCAGGUAGCCAUUGAGGGGCCUGCGGGCCGUCCUGGGCGGGGAGGGCCUGCACUGAGGGCAGCCAUGGGGUCCCCCAGUCUGUGCCAGCCUCUCCCAACCCCCCCCCCCCCGCCCCCGAUUCUCCUGCAUUUGGUCUUGGCUCGGCGGUGGCCGCCCCUGGGGCUCCCUCCUUCCUUGCCCCCCCAGCUCAGGGAUGGGCCCGAGAAGGCUGGCCUUCCAACCAGCCGGACCACCCAGCCUCCCCCCCCCCCCCCCACGACCUGCCCUCCAACAUGGCUGUCCUCCUGGGUCACCAUCUUGGACGUGCCCCCCCCAUCCUUGACCAGGGCCCUCACUUCCAGGGCCUCCCCCCCCCAUUUUUAAUCAAAGGCACUGACUGUAACUGGCUCGCACCUGUCUUCCCCCCAACCUCUGGCUCCCCAAAGGCCCGGUGUUGACCGAGCCGCAGGCCACGGACAGGGACCAGAGGCCAGAGGCGGAGGACAGCGCUGCCGGCUCCAGGAAGCCCCUCCCGGCCGCAUCGCAGAGCCUCGCGCGGGACCUUCCUGUUGGUGCCUGGCCGGGGGCGGGGGGGGGGGUCCCUGCAUUCCCCCACUUUUGUCCUUUUGUUUUUAAAGGGAAGCUUUUGAAGAAGGUGGUAAUUUUUUUUUCUCUCAGUUUCUACUGGAUAGUUUUUGUCCCCUCCCCAGCCUUUCAGCACCCCGAAAUGUCUCAGGUUUCCCCCUGUGGGCCAGCAGAAGGGGCAGGCCCCAGCCCCCCCCCCCCAAAGUGUCACUGUCACCAGGCGAGCUGUUUUGGAGAACAAGCUAUCGAGGCUGAGCUGGGAAUUCGAGCACCCCAGGCCGGGGGCCACCCCCUAAUCCCCAAGAGGCCCCCCCGGGGGGGGGGACGAUUCUUCCCCCCCUCCCCCCCCCCCGCAAUAAAACCAACUCAAAUCACAUGUCCUGCUAGGGGUGGGGGCCUCUGGACGUAGGGGGCUGGCCCUGUGGGGACCCUGGUAGGAGUAGGGGUCCACAGCCUGCCAGUGGCAGUUUUGAACACAGACCUCCUCUGGAAUUGCACUAGACCCUUGCCCCCCAGCUCCGCGCUCAGCUUCCGCCAGCCCUGCCCCCCAACUCUGCCUUAACCGCUAGCCCGUCCUGGGGGCCGCAGCGUCUGCAUGGGCCCAGAGCCGGGACCCCCCCCAGCCCCGCCCCGCCCCCAGCCCAGCCCGGCCCCGCCCCAACUCUGCGCAAUCACAUACUGUAUAUAGACGUGGAUCGAUUUUAUUUUUAUUCUUUAAAUUAAGGUCGUGAUAAAGGUGUUGCCAAAGAUACUGCUGAAUUUACGUGUUUCAGGAAACCUUUGAGGAGGCUGUUUGUCUUGGAGGAUGUUACAGAAAGGUUUUUGUUUGGUUGUUUGGGGUUUUUUUUUUGUGUUUUCUUUUUUUUUUUUUUUUUUUUUUGGUGUUUUUUUUUUAACUGCCUGGUACAAACAAAAAAAAAAAAAAAGGAAAAAAAAAGACAAAACCAAGCGAAAUUGUUCUUUCCAUCAUCACCUGGUGAAGAGUGGGUGCUGUGUGCGGGUGUGUGCAGGAGAGUGAGGGCCAGGCCUGGGGGGGGGGGCGUAGUUCCAGGCAGGGGUACCGCCUGCCACUGUCCCCAAAUCUGCAGGGCCCUAGAGAGAGGAAUGGCCCUGCGUAGUAGCUGCUCCUUGCCUUGUCCCCCCUCCACCUUUUGAGAUUAAAAAAGAAAAAAAAACAAGA
This is a messenger RNA of Dipodomys spectabilis (banner-tailed kangaroo rat), 4989 nucleotides long. It is a transcript of the gene Zbtb7a, whose product is annotated as zinc finger and BTB domain containing 7A. Gene Ontology annotation, biological process: regulation of transcription by RNA polymerase II. The record is from RefSeq and is a predicted model, not a curated record. Gene Ontology annotation, molecular function: RNA polymerase II cis-regulatory region sequence-specific DNA binding; DNA-binding transcription factor activity, RNA polymerase II-specific; protein binding. The transcript has 3 exons. The coding region runs from base 102 to 1844 and encodes 580 amino acids. Lineage: Eukaryota; Metazoa; Chordata; Mammalia; Rodentia; Heteromyidae.